This is a messenger RNA of Paramecium pentaurelia, 1259 nucleotides long. NCBI's taxonomy places the organism in Eukaryota, Ciliophora, Oligohymenophorea, Peniculida, Parameciidae. The record is from the annotation of a GenBank genome assembly.
AUGGAUAAAAAGAAAUUAAAAAAGAAGGUUGAUGAUUCUGAUAGUAGUGAUUUGGAAUAACUAUUAGAGAUAUCUAAGAAAUACAAGUAAAGAGUGUUAUGAAUAUAAUUAAAGAAAUCGACCUAGACCAGAAAAGUAGGAAAUCCCAAUAUUGAAAAAAGUGAAGCCACCUGAACCACCACCUUAACCACCUUAGCCAACAACUUUGCCAUAAUUAUCAUCUUUCAAGAAGAGUGAGAGUGGAGCAUAUAAAGUACCUUAACAUCUACAUAAAAACUAUCCUCAUGCUGUGUAUGUAAUUGGAUUAAAAUAGUCGACUCUAUUUGGGGAAUCUGCCAGAUAAUGUAGAUAAGGAUCAUCUUCACAAUUACAUUAGACAAUAAAUGGAAUCUCAUGGAGCUGUAAUUGAUCCUGGAGAUCCAGUUAUACAAGUAUAAUUGUAACCGGGUUAGAAAUAUUGUUUUGUGUAAUUCAGAAGUAUAGAAGAGACAGAGGCUGCAUUAUAAAUAGAUACAAGUAAUUAUUAAGGGAAGUAACUUAAAUUCAAGAGAGUUAAAGAUUAUGAAAUUAGUCCACGUAUUGAAGGUGAAAGAGAAGUGCCAAAGAUUUAACCAAAAGAACCUGCUUAGAAAUUAUUUGUUUGUGGAUUAGCACCUGAUACUGAUAAUGAUGCUUUGGCUAAUAUUCUAAGUGAAUAUGGCAGUUUGAAAUCAUUAAAUGUUGUUAGAGAUAUAAAAAAUGUAUGUAAGGGUUUUGCAUUUUGUGAAUUUGAAACUGAUUUAGAAACAUAAAAUUGUGUUAAUGGAUUAAAUAAUAAAGUUAUUGGAGGUAGAUUAUUAUAAGUUAAGAAGAAUGCUUAAUUGCCUACUCCAACAUAAGAUUAUAUUAUUGAUACUAUAACAUUAGGAGAAUAAUAAGCAUUUGAAUCUAAAUUAUAAUAAAUUAAUUAAAUGAAAGUAAGUAGUGUUGUUGUAAUUAAUAAUGCAGUUAGAAUAAAAAAUAUUGAAGAUGAUUAUGAAUAUAAUUUUAUUGUUAAGGAUUUAAAAAAAGAAAUUGAAAAAAUUGGUAGAUUAAUUAGUAUGGUUGUUCCAAGAAAGAAGGAUGGUUAUUCUGAAGGAAUAGGAAAAGUAUUUGUUGAAUUUGAAAAUGAAUAAUUUGCUAAAAUUGCUAUCAUUUUAUUAUAAAAUAAAAAGUAUGAUGGAAGAGAAAUAGAUAUUUCUUUUUAUGAUCCAAGAUUGUAUGCUGAUAAAUAAUAUUGA